Messenger RNA from Phragmites australis (common reed), 1581 nucleotides. RefSeq names its product metacaspase-1-like. NCBI's taxonomy places the organism in Eukaryota, Viridiplantae, Streptophyta, Magnoliopsida, Poales, Poaceae. The coding region runs from base 264 to 1394 and encodes 376 amino acids. The record is from RefSeq and is a predicted model, not a curated record. Gene Ontology annotation, biological process: proteolysis. Gene Ontology annotation, molecular function: cysteine-type endopeptidase activity. The transcript has 4 exons.
CCUAGCCACAACGCAUAACGCUUUCUCCGGACUCCAACGCAAUUCCAUGCCAUGCAAUCCAUCUAGUAGAACAUUGCUCACUCACCUCAUUUACAUGAUAAAGAAGAGGAAGAAGAAGAAUGUUCCUCACCUAGGUACUACGAGAGACCUACUUCUUCCGCUGCCGCCCCACGUGUACAUCGAUACGUUGUCCAUUCAAGGAAGCCGAGCCGUCAGCGGGGAAGGCGCGCGGCGAGCGACACAGCAACCUGCGGUUGGCUGGCAUGGCGAGCUCGAGGCCGCCGCGCGCGAGCACGACAACGUGGUGCGGCCGCUGCGGCGCGUACCUGUCCGUAGCCCCGGGCUCGCGCUCCGUGCGGUGCGCGCUCUGCCACGCCGUCACGUACGUCGAGCGCCGCCCGCACGGCCUGCACCACGCCGCCAUCGGGUUCAUCAAGGGUCUCAUCAGCGCCAUCGUGUCGCCGCCGCCCUCGUCCUCGCCAUCGCUGCGGCCCGGCGGGGCGGCGUUCCAGCUGCCGGCCAGCUAUCCGCGCGUCCGCGGCUGCAAGAAGCGCGCGCUCCUCGUGGGGAUCAGCUACGCCGGCAGCCAGUACGAGCUCAAGGGCACCGUCAACGACGUCAACUGCAUGGCCUACCUGCUCCGCCAGAGGUUCGGCUUCCCCAGCGACUGCAUCCUCGUCCUCACAGAGGACGACAAGGACCCGUUCAGGGUGCCGACGCGGGUUAACCUCUUGCAUGCGAUGCGGUGGCUCGUGGACGGCACCACCUCCGGCGACUCGCUGGUGUUCCACUUCUCCGGCCACGGCGUGCAGAAGCUGGACAACAACGGCGACGAGGUCGACGGUUACGACGAGGCGCUCUGCCCGCUCGACUUCCAGGACCGCGGCGUCAUCCUCGACGACGAGAUCAACGCGAUCAUCGUCCGGUCGCUCUGCUGGGGCGUCAAGCUGCACGCCAUCGUCGACACCUGUCACAGCGGAACCAUCCUCGACCUCCCCUACCUCUGUCGCAUAUCCAGGACCGGAUACUGGCAGUGGGAGAACCACAGCCGCCCGUCCGGCGAGCCCAAGUGCACCAACGGCGGCCUCGCGAUCUCGAUCAGCGGCUGCGGCGACAGCCAAACCUCGCAGGACACCACGGCGUUCUCGGGCUCCGCCUCGACCGGCGCCAUGACGUACAGCUUCAUCAAGGCGGUGGAGUCCGAGCCGGGCACCACCUACGGCCGCCUGCUGACGGCAAUGCGGGCGACGAUCCGCGACAACGGCGGGGAGUUCGGCAUCCCCGGUCCUAUCGGCGCCUUCUUCCGCCGGGUCAUCACCUUCAGCUGCGCGCAGGAGCCCCAGCUGUGCUCUUCGGAACCGUUCGACAUCUACAAGAAGCCGUUUCUCUUGUGAUUGAGCAUGUGACACAUCGACAAUAUUAAUUCUACAGCAUAUACGAACGAGUUUAUGUGAUGACACCUCAGAAAAUGGGGUGAGUCUAAAGAACUCGAAGGGCCGAUAUCUAAGGACUUGCUCGUAUUAAUAGAGAAUCAUCAUUCUAAGGAUUUGCUCAUAUUAACAGAGGAUCAUCAUUCACGUA